AUGCCUCAACCAAACGCUACCGGUACACCGGCCUCGGACACCGAGUUUCGUAAAACAUGGGAUCGCGAGGAGUAUGCGAAGAAGGCGGCCGACCAAGAAGCGAAGCGCAAAGCGGAAGGCAAAGCCCGAUACGAAGCGAAGCUCCUGGGCAAGAAAUACCACGCGCCAGUCGACUUUUCCUCCCUGGAUGAGACAACCGCCCGUACCAAACGGCUAGAUGUCGCGUCGAUGGUGGGCAAAACGACGAUCGUGCCGGCCGGAGCCUCGAUGGGCAAACGAGGCGCUGGAGCCGGAUUCUACUGCAAAGACUGUGACCUUACCUUCAAGGACAAUAUCCAGCUGGUGGAGCACUACAACAGCAAGCAGCAUUUGAUUGCGACUGGUCAGAGCGGAGAGGUGAAACGAGCUACCGUGGAGGAAGUGCGAAUGCGUCUGCGCAUGCUGUCACAUAGGAAGCGAGUACGGGAGGAAGAGGAACGAAGGGCGUGGCAGCUUGAUCUUGGAGAGAGAUUGCGGGAGCGAGAGGAAAUUGAGGCGAAGGAGCGUGAGGAGAAAAGACGCAAGCGGAAUGAGAAGCGUCGGAAGGGCAAGGACGAUGUCAAGCAGGAGGACAGCUGGGAAGGAAGACUGGGAAUCAUUGCGUAA
Penicillium maclennaniae is the source of this 645-nucleotide messenger RNA. Its product is annotated as U4/U6-U5 snRNP complex subunit SNU23. Gene Ontology annotation, molecular function: nucleic acid binding; zinc ion binding. The transcript has a single exon. The record is from RefSeq and is a predicted model, not a curated record. Bases 1 to 645 code for a protein of 214 amino acids. Gene Ontology annotation, cellular component: U4/U6 x U5 tri-snRNP complex; spliceosomal complex. Gene Ontology annotation, biological process: mRNA splicing, via spliceosome. Lineage: Eukaryota; Fungi; Ascomycota; Eurotiomycetes; Eurotiales; Aspergillaceae.